Molecule: messenger RNA, 1206 nt
Organism: Brassica napus (rape)
Lineage: Eukaryota; Viridiplantae; Streptophyta; Magnoliopsida; Brassicales; Brassicaceae
Product: probable WRKY transcription factor 10
Exons: 5
Coding region: 1-1206 (401 amino acids)
Biological process (GO): regulation of DNA-templated transcription
Molecular function (GO): DNA-binding transcription factor activity; sequence-specific DNA binding
Source: RefSeq, a predicted model, not a curated record
AUGAGUGAUUGUGAUGGAAAUUUUAUGGAUGAUUUUUCUGCACUGUCCAGUCCUAGAAUAAGAGAGGCAUUAGCAAUGCUGGAUCAAAACGAAAAUGGUCUAUAUCCGAUCAGCGAGACGUUCCCUCAAACCAACGUAUCGCCUGAUCCUCAGUCUGAACAAAGAUCUGGUGGUCUCCGCGACAGAAUGGCUGCAAAACUAGGAUUUGAUAUUCCACCGCUCGAGAUAGGGAGGGUCAGUCCAUCUGCUAAUCUUUUCAGUAACCCGAUUCUUGUUCCUUCUCCUAUCCUCGUAAUUUCUCCAGGAUUCAGUCUCUCUCCAUUUUUGCAAUCUCCAAAUAUGUUGUCUAACUCUUCUUCACAGAUUGUCCCUCCGUGUCCAAUCCCUAAUGACGCGCCUCCUAAGACGGUGGAAAGUUCUGGUGACGCCCACGCAACGAUGAUUAUAUCCAACAACAAUCUUCCUCAUCAGCCGAUCGAAGUUGAUCUGCCUCCUCAAGGAGGCUCUGAUGAUAUUCCAACGGGAAAUUCUGGUGCUCCUUUAGUCCCUUCUUUUGAUUCUGAAAUUGUUGCUGUAGCUGAUGUUAUGAACCCCAUCUCCCUUGAAAGUGGUAGCAAAGAUGAUAACAAGGACAGAGAAUACAACCAAGAGGAAGACAAAGUCGAAGAUCACAACGUUGUUGUAGAACCUCCAUCUCGAAAGAGAAAGUCCCAAGUUGAAAGCGAAGAAGACCAUCCUGACGAUGGCUUUCGCUGGAGAAAAUAUGGUCAAAAAGUUGUCACAGGAAAUGCAAAUCCAAGGAGUUACUACAGAUGCACAUACACUGGGUGUGAGGUGAAGAAACUUGUAGAGAAAAACGUAGAUAAUGUGAAGUUAGUGGUGGCUACAUACGACGGGAUACAUGAGCACGUUCCACCACCUGAACGCAUAAGAAAAUCCAGUGCAAAGAAUCAAUCUGGUUCGUCAAUUUCUCAAGAUCCUACCCUUGGGUUAGGUAUGUUGCCUUCUUCCGUUUCGACCUCUCAGCUUUUGCCCUCUCCCUUGGCCCCACAAAUGGAUAUGAUGCAAUACUAUAUGGAUGGACUCUCUAAGCUGCCAAGUUUGCCGGUUAACCAGAAUCAUGGUUCUGUGAACCGGGAUGAUGAAACGAUGACUGAUCGUGUGAUAUCCGACGGUACAGAGGUAUACAAGGCGAUAAGGGAUUGA